This is a messenger RNA of Helianthus annuus (common sunflower), 1331 nucleotides long. Its product is annotated as sec-independent protein translocase protein TATB, chloroplastic. The transcript has 5 exons. Gene Ontology annotation, biological process: protein transport by the Tat complex. Gene Ontology annotation, cellular component: membrane. The record is from RefSeq and is a predicted model, not a curated record. Lineage: Eukaryota; Viridiplantae; Streptophyta; Magnoliopsida; Asterales; Asteraceae. Bases 150 to 1100 code for a protein of 316 amino acids.
AAAAAAAUAUAUAUGUAUGUAUAUGCACACCACAAAAAUAUAUAUUGAAAAUACUUGAGAAAAACGAGGAUGAUGUUGGGCCCAACAUUCAACGCCACUCCAAUCGUCUUCCUUCCGAUUUCCCCUAAUCUACGGAUCCCCACCUAACCAUGGCUUCAGCGAUCUUCAAUCAACCAUGCCUUUCAUCACCAUCAUCAUCAUUAACACUACCCAAAAUUGCUAGAAAACCCCUCAUUUAUGCUUCUUUAUCCCCCUCUCACAUUUCAUGCUCAAGAACCCCAAUCACUCGUUCCUUAACUCUGGGUUUUACUCCAUUUUCUACUUGGAAUGGCCUCAGGAGAACUGGGUUCUCACUCUCACUGCAAUCUUCCAAAUUAGAAAAGAGAAAGAAAUGUAAAGGGAAGGGUGUGUAUGCAUCUUUGUUUGGAGUUGGGGCUCCUGAAGCUUUAGUGAUUGGAGUGGUGGCUCUGUUGGUUUUUGGCCCUAAAGGUCUUGCUGAGGUUGCAAAAAAUUUGGGAAAAACUCUGCGUGCGUUUCAACCAACCAUCAGGGAACUUCAGGAAGUAUCAAGGGAAUUUAAGACCACACUUGAAAAGGAAAUUGGUCUCGAUGAGCUUAAGAAUCCGGUACAAGGAAAUUACACUUCCAACACAGUCAGACCGCCUCCCGAUACCCUUCAGAAUUCUCAGUUAACAGAAACACCGCCUGCCGCCACCGCCACCACCGAAGAUUCCGAGGCAACCACAACAACUCCUGCUGACGGUCCGGAGGAUUCCCAGGAAACUGUAACAACCUCUGAUGUCAGCCCGGUGUAUUCCCAGGAAUCAGUGACCACCUCUGAUGUCAGCCUGGAAAAUUCCCAGGAAUCAGUAACCACCUCUGAUGUCAGCACUGAGGAUUUGCGGGAAACAACUGCAGAUCCUGCUGUCACCAUGGAGGAUUCUCAGCCUACAGUUGACACCACAAACGGGUCGACUUCAAGCAAAGCAUAUACAAGUGAAGACCUUUUAAAGAUCACAGAAGAACAGCUGAAAGCAGUUGCUUCUCAGCAGCAGGAAGAUCAGCCCUCAUCUCCUGACAGCCCCAAAAGCGAGAUCUGAAAAUUUUAAAGGAAAUGCCAGUUAGUUUUGAUCAGAAGACAAGACGACGGAGUUGACUUUGUAGAACCAAGUCAACUUUAGAAAUUUAAUUUGUGAGUUUAUUUGCUAUUGAAAGGAACAGGCUAGGAAGUUGUUAGGAUGUAAGAUUUUGUUUUCUGUAAUCGAGCAAUUUGUUGUUGUACACUUAGCCGAUUCUUAUUGUUCAAUUCAUAUGUAUUGUCAUUUCAUCCA